Molecule: messenger RNA, 1931 nt
Organism: Drosophila innubila
Lineage: Eukaryota; Metazoa; Arthropoda; Insecta; Diptera; Drosophilidae
Product: sodium-coupled monocarboxylate transporter 2-like
Exons: 8
Coding region: 81-1910 (609 amino acids)
Biological process (GO): transmembrane transport; sodium ion transport
Cellular component (GO): membrane
Molecular function (GO): symporter activity
Source: RefSeq, a predicted model, not a curated record
UAAGUUUGCGGUCAGCAUCCACACACUCAUCACACCUCUUCACGGCUGCCAAUAAUCAGAAGAAUCAGAAGGACUCGGGGAUGUCAGGAAGUACAAUCCCAUUGGGCAGCACUGCUCCUGCAGUCUCGGCUGGAGUCGUGGAUCUAAGAUUCGGACUGUCCGACUAUACUGUCUUUAUUGUAAUGCUGAGUAUCUCCGCUGCCAUUGGCGUGUACUUCGGCUUCUUUGCCAAGGCCAAGAACACGACCGAGGAAUAUCUACGAGGUGGCAAGAAGAUGCAAGCAUUACCGAUAGCCAUAUCUCUGGUAUCCAGUCAACUUUCCGGCGUUGCUAUCAUGUCUGUUCCUGCCGAAAACUAUACAUAUGGUUUUAACUUUAUAUUCACCGUGCUGGCCGUGAUUCCAGCUAUACCCAUUAUUAUUUACAUAAUUGUGCCCACAUUCUAUGACAAUAAUAUUGUCAAUUGCUAUGAGUAUCUGGAGUUGCGUUUCAACAAACGCACGCGACAACUGGUGACCAUGACUUUUAUUUUAAAUCAAUUUCUGAUGCUUCCGGUGUACAUGUUUAUACCCUCGCUGGCUUUUUCACAGGUUACUGGCGUAAAUAUUCAUCUUAUCAAUGUUGUCGUCUCAUCGAUCUGCGUCUUCUACACAAUGCUGGGUGGCAUUAAGGCCGUCGUCUGGACGGAUGUGGUACAAGCUGCCGUUAUGCUGAUUUCCGUGCUAAUGGUCGGCGUAUUGGGUACGAUGCGAACGGGAGGACUAGGCACGGUUAUAGAGUAUGCUACUGAAGGCGGACGCAUGAAUUUUGAUUUUGGACUGGAUCCGCGUUUGCGAUCCACUUUCUGGAGCAGUUUUAGCAGCGGCUUAAUGCUCUGGAUGGGAAAGAUUUCACUUGAUCAAAGUUGUGUGCAACGAAUUGUCUCCUUGCCAUCGUACACUCAUGCUAAAAAAUCUCUGCUUGUUGCGGGAUUUGGCUUUCUGAUCAUCAUGUUCUUUACUGCCUUUGCUGGCAUCAUAAUGUUUGCUCGUUAUUACGGAUGCGAUCCCAUGCUGGCUGGCCUGGUCAGCAAGCCGGACAAACUGAUGCCCUUUUUUAUACAGGAUAUAAUGGGUAAUCUGCCUGGCAUGCCAGGACUGUUCAUAUCGUGUGUUUUUAGUGCAUCCCUCAGCUCCCUUUCGGCCAGUCUCAACUCCCUCGCCGGCGUAGUUUAUUUUGACUAUAUUAAACCCCACAUUCGACAUACAGAGGCUCGAGCCAAUGGAGUCAUGAAGUUGGUCAUUGUUGGCAUGGGCGCCUAUUGUAUUUUGGGUGGUUAUCUUGUGCAGAAUUUCAAGUCCAUAUUCCAGACCAUGUGGACAAUUACUGGCAUCAACAUGGGCGCCGUUGUGGGCAUAUUUCUUCUGGGAAUGUUUGUGCCCCGUGUCAAUGGCAAAGUGGCAAUGACUAGCAUUUUGUUUAGUGUGGUUGUCAUGGCUUUGAUCAUAAUAAAUGGACAGUUAAACUUUAAAGCCGGUCUCGUUAAGUACGAAAUAUUGCCAAAUUCCCUGGAUCAAUGCGAGGCAAGAGGUUUGCACUCAAUUCUAAAUGCCAUUAACACUUCUUCAACUCUAUUGCCAACAAUCGCAGCGACAACUACAACUCCACAUAAUGUUACAACCGCUUUUGGCAGCAAUCGAGAGUUCUCCAUAUAUGACAUAUCAUUCUAUUGGUACAAAAUACUAGGCGCUAUUUUAAUAUUCCUCUGGGCAGUACCCAUGAGCUUCGUCUGGCGAAGGGAUACAAAUGAAAAGCAAAAUCCCAAACUAUUUUCACCAUUUGUGCGACGUAUGUUAAAUAUUUCCGAUCCAGUUGUGGAGCUGGAGGAAUUGCCACUGAAACAAACUGAGAAAGAGAACGACGUUAAAUAACCUUAAUAAUACGCACGGUUA